This is a messenger RNA of Gambusia affinis (western mosquitofish), 2941 nucleotides long. It is a transcript of the gene dusp28, whose product is annotated as dual specificity phosphatase 28. Lineage: Eukaryota; Metazoa; Chordata; Actinopteri; Cyprinodontiformes; Poeciliidae. The transcript is spliced from 4 exons. Bases 341 to 790 code for a protein of 149 amino acids. The record is from RefSeq and is a predicted model, not a curated record. Gene Ontology annotation, cellular component: cytoplasm. Gene Ontology annotation, biological process: protein dephosphorylation. Gene Ontology annotation, molecular function: MAP kinase tyrosine/serine/threonine phosphatase activity.
GUGUUGUUGAUCAGAACAGUUGGGGGUCAAAAGGAGGCCUGAACACAGCGGAUCGGUCGGUCUGCAGGGACGGACGGAGAACGGGUUCCUCUGAAGAACAGUGGAUUCAUUCAGGAGGAUCCAGCUGCAGCGAUCAGCAGCAUCGAAUCCUUGGAAAAUGAAGGAUUUUUCCCACCAGCCUCAGGAAGCGGACAGCAUCUGUUGGUAGCUUCCUGUUUCCGCCACCAGAUGGCGUCACCGCUGCUUUUUUAGCCAAACUGAAAUAUCGAGUCGCUGUCGACUCGUUGACUCAGCAGGAAGCUGUUAGCUUUGGUAAGGAAGCCCAGGAGGGUCAGGCAGGAUGCUGCAGCUGUGUAAAGUCACCAAGGCUCUGUUCAUCAGCAACGCCCGCUCAGCCUGCAGCGACGACCUCAUCCAGCAGGAGGCGGUGACGCUCUGCAUCAACGUGUCCAAGCAGCAGCCGUUCCCGACCAGCAGCGGCGUCACCAGGAUGCAGAUCCCCGUCUACGACGACCCCGGCGAGGAUCUGUACCGCCACUUUGACCGCUGCGCCGACGCCAUCCAGAAGGAGGCCAGCCGCGGCGGACGCAGCGUGGUCUACUGCAAGAACGGACGCAGCCGCUCGGCCACCAUCUGCAUCGCCUACCUGAUGAAGCACCGCAGGCUGACGCUGGCGGAGGCCUUCCAGAGGGUGAAAACGGCUCGGCACGUGGUGGAUCCGAACCCCGGCUUCAUGUCUCAGCUGCAGCGAUACGAGGAGGAGCUGAGGAAGAGGAGAGGAGCGUCCUGAUGAAGAUUUUCCUCUCUGCUCCGAUUCACAACCAUCAGUUUGAUUCUGAAUCUAAAAACUAAAACUUUGGGUCAGUUAGAGGAGCAACAGGAGAAAAACUCUGAAAUCAAACAACAAUCAACCAAAAAAACCAAGAGAUUAGAUUUGAGGGAGAAAAUGUUGAGGAAUAAAAACAUUAAUGACUCAUAAAUACAUAAAUAGUGUUUAUAUUCCAUAAAGUAACAUAAGUGGAAUACGUCAGAACAUGCAGGGUUUCAACUUUAGAUUUUCUUCUGCAGCAAAUCUAAAAACUAAAAAAUAAACCCAUAAAAAACAAGUUAAACAUCAAAUCUGUUAAGACUUUUAUUUAUUGAUUUUAUGAAAAAGCAUAAUUAUUGGUGAUUGAAUGAAGUUUGACAAACAAAUCAGGCAGAUUGGAUUUCAACGAGUUCAAUGAUUUAUUAUUUUAAUCUUUAUUUCAGAUUUAAAUAACAAACUUUAUUUAUGUCUCCUCUUAAAUAAAAACCAUGAACCUCAAAUAGAUUUUUUUUUGUGUUUAAAUUAUAAUAUUUUUUAGAACCAACAUAUUUUUCAAAUCUGUUUUGUUCUGUUAAGUUUUCUGGUUUCAUAUUUAAAUGUUUUUCUCAAAUUUAAUCUCUAUUUAAACUCAGAAACACAAAAAGAAAAACUGAUGAAAACAUUUUAUUAAUGAUAAUUUAGGAAAGAAAACAAAAAGACCAAAACUAGAGAUAAACAAUAAAACUUAUUAUUAUUAUAUUUGACAGAGAAACGCUCCAGGUUUCCUCCAGCUGUGAUUUUCAUAACUUUGGUUUUCAGAAUCAUCUGAAAUGAAUUUCCUGAUUAAAGUGACAUCAUCGUGAUUUAAAGGAACAGUUUGAGGAGCAAACAGUGAAAUGAUUCUGUCUAAAUAAUAAAGUCUAAAUGAUAGAUUUUAUUAUUUAGUCUAAUAAAUUCUAUCAUUUAGACUUUUGAUCUGGAUCCGUGUGUGAAAAGCCGGUUUGGAUUCAGAGGGAAGGUGAGUUAAUGAAUCAUUUCUCAACCUUUUAUACAAAACAACAGAUUAAAUUUUAUUUGUUUUAUCAAAGGGAAAUGCAAUAAUAAAUUAAAUUUCUCAAGUCUAAAUAAAAAAAGCUUCUUUGUGGAAACUGACAUCAUGAAUAUUUAACCUGAAACUUGUUUUUGUUUUUCAAACAUUUAAUCAAAAGCACAAAUUUAAAACCAGGGAACUGGAGGGAGUUUAGAGAUAAAUGUUUUGCUGAGUCAGCAUCCUGUCCAGUAUUAUAAUAAAAUGAAUAAAAGCUCAGGUCAGCAGAACUCCGUGUUUUUAAAGUGUUCUCUAGAGGAAACUUGUCAGAAGUUGUUGAAAGGUGGAUGUAGUUUAAUAAGUUGAUAUUCUCGUGAUACUUGGUGAAGUUGAAGCGUCUGUAGAUGUUGGUUCUCACCGUGAUGUUCUGCAUCUUUACUCCGCUUGAAUUCAAUCAUUUUGUCAUCAUAUCUACUUCAAACUGUGUUCAGUUCUUAGAACAUUUUAGCGUACAGUAAAAGCCUUAAGUCAGGGGUCCUGGAGGGCCGAUUGCAUCCUGCACGUUUCAGUUCUCUCUCUGGUUCUACCAACAACUUUUCAGCAUGUCAACGUUCUUCUUAGGCCUUCUAACGAGCCAUCAUUUGAUUCAGGUGUGUUAAACCAGGGAGAGAACUAAAACAUGAGGAUGUCGGCCCUCCAGGACCCACUUUGGGCCCCCCUGCCUUAAGUGAAUGUAACACCUGAAUGUGUUGCUGUCCCUUUAAGAAGCUGUAGACUCAGUUUUAUCUGGAGCAAAAUGACAGUAAAUAUAAUAAACAGUUCUGCAUUCUGAGCUGAUUGUUGUGUAAUCAUGUUGAAGUUUGUUGCUUGUCAUAAUUUCACCUCAGAUCAUCGUCAGAUAAUCUGAUGAUCGUCAAUUUAAUGUUUGUUUGGACACUAAAUGAUGUUCGGCCCCCAUGAGACUCAACUGUUGUCAGUUUGUUAUUCAUCCAAUUCAAUUCAGUUAAAGUUGAAUUAUUUCUCCCAAACAGAAGUCAGAUGUCUUUAGUGGGUCUGGCUGGACGGUUGGCUGCAGAGUAACGAGACUGUCGGCAUGAUUUAAAUAAUCUGAAACAAAGCAGCACGUU